AUGUUAAGUAGUUAGUUGUGAGAGAGCUUUGGCUGAGAAUGCACGGGAAGUGGGCUUGGGUGUGGGUCCUGGUGGCGGCCGAAGUCGCCGCCUUCCAGCGGGGGCAGCGGGUGCGGCACGACGCCCGCGGGAACGCAUCCACGACUUGCGACAUCAGCCAAAUCAACUACAGACUCACAAGACUGGAAGUCCAAACUGCCGAAAAAUCAGACCACCUAAAUUCGGAACUACAGGAAACCAACCGCCGCCUCCACGCCCUAGAAUGGCAAACGACAGACGUCCAUACAGCGGUAGACGAAUUCAGAAUCCAGUUGCACCAUUACACACAAACAAACCAACCCGGAACGAAAAAUGGAGCCAUCCCAGGCCAGCUGGAGCUGAAAAUCGACAACCUAGGCAAAGGUCUGCAAAUCGUGGUGGCCGCUUUGCGAAGUCUGAGAGCCGACAUCUGGAAUAUCAGGAAGAACGUGUCUGCAAUAGCCGAGAGUACCAAAAGUUGCAUGCAUAGGGAUGACAACCUCGUCACCAAGUCCUUCCUCACCGACAGCCUCAAUGACGUCAAGCACCACCACCUCAUGCAGCACCCCCCGACGUCGCACGGCUCCGACGACUUUCCCCGGAAUUGUCUGGAAAUUCUGGAAGGGGGUAACAAUGUCUCUGGGAUUUAUCGAAUCCAGCCGGAGUUGUCCCCUCGACCUUUCAUGGCGGUGUGCGAAAUGGAGUCCAGAGGGGGUGGUUGGACCUACAUCCAGAACCGGCACGAGGGUGACAAGGAUUUUUACUUGAAUUGGCACAGCUACAAGAUCGGGUUUGGUAACCUCGGGGGGGAGUUCUGGCUGGGGUUGGAGUACUUGCACCAACUGACGGGCUCCGAAGUCAACGAGUUGUUGAUAGAACUGGAGGACCUGGAGGGGAAGAGGGUGUACGCACACUAUGAGGCGUUCAGUGUGGGGAGCGAAGUGGAGGGGUACGCCUUGAAGGUGCUGGCGGGGUACAGCGGGGAUGCGGGGGAUUCGCUGACGUACCACGCAGGAAGUAAAUUUAGUACGAAGGAUCUGGAUCAGGAUGAGUGGCAGGAAGGAAGUUGUGCGCAAGCGCAUACCGGAGCAUGGUGGUACCGAAAUUGCGACACCAGCAACCUCAACGGUAAAUACCUCAAAGGUCCAACCUCCGACGACCACCAGUACCAAGGGAUGUACUGGGGCGAAUUCCACGGAUCCCACUACAGCCUUCGGCGAGCAAGGAUGAUGGUCCGACCCCACAGUAUUAAUCCGGCUCUGCUUUCAGACAACCAGGAAGUUCCUCCAUCGUAUUAAUUAACGUUGUUUCUCUUAGUUUCAACCACAACUGCCAUAUACACACUAUAAAACUGUAUCUCCUUAGAUACCCAGAGAAUACUGUUUUCUUUUUUUUUAAUAAACUGCUGCAUUAUUGCAUUUGGUUGUUUCUUGAAUUUUCUUUGAUGUAUGAAGUCAGCGGACAUCGAAAAUAAGGGCCGGGAUGUUUCCAAUCAAUAAAAGGGCGUUAAAGUGCGUCCCGAGAUCACGUAUUUGAUAAAGCUCCAAUUUUCCCUUUUCUUUCCUUUAUCAGCCCGUAAAUUAUUGGAUUAUUUUAGGGACGUUUUUAUUAAGAGCAAAAAUUGUGUGGUACCCGAAGACGGUGUAAGUAAAAGUGUAAUCUAUCUAAUAAAAAUAGUUUCCACAAUCGCAAUCGUACUUUGCUACCUUUGCUGCUAUUUCGGUACUUCUAAUCCCUCAACAUACCGAGAUAAUAUUUUUAUAGCCGCACCCGUAAUAAAUUUGAAUCCUAAAGAUAACUCGUGCCAAGUCUAAACAUGAAGCUGCUCAUGUUGCUACCAAUUCUCGCCCUUGUGGCAGCUGCUCCAGUGUCUCCAGAUUUCGACAACCCCGCCCCCGAUGAGCCUCAAGAGCUAGCCAAAUCCACUCUGGAAACGAUGGACGCUGUGGACCUCGAAACGGAAAUUCUGUAUAGUAAUCCGACGGUCAGACCAGUGCAAGUGUAUCGCAAUAUCAUUUGCUUCCCGAAAAAGGGUUGCAUCAACAUGGCCGACGUGGGAAUUCACCCUUGAAAGAUAAAUAAAGCACUACGAAUAAUAAGCUCGGAAUAUUUUGCCAACAGUUAGAACCAUGAAGUUGUAAAUACUUUUCAACGAAAAUAAAAAGUAUAAAAUUACA
Messenger RNA from Zophobas morio, 2195 nucleotides. RefSeq names its product angiopoietin-related protein 7-like. The transcript has 7 exons. Lineage: Eukaryota; Metazoa; Arthropoda; Insecta; Coleoptera; Tenebrionidae. The record is from RefSeq and is a predicted model, not a curated record. The coding region runs from base 39 to 1316 and encodes 425 amino acids.